AUGCCUUGCCCCUUUGAAAAAAAGGAAGGAAAACAUAGAACUGAUGCAGAACAAAAUGCUCUUAAGAUAUUUAUGAAUACAUUUUAUGGUAUGGUUGGAGAUAGCAAGUCUCCUUUCUUCUUAUGUGAACUUGCUGGAGGUGUCACUUUGGCCGGACAGAGAAAUAUCAAACUCAUUGCGGAUUUUGUCAAGAGAAAGGGAUUUGGGAUAAAAUAUGGAAACACUGAUUUCUUGUAUUUAAUCUGUCCAGAAGAAUGCUUCCAGAAGUAUGAUGAGGCUUAUGUUAACG
Funneliformis geosporum is the source of this 289-nucleotide messenger RNA. Lineage: Eukaryota; Fungi; Glomeromycota; Glomeromycetes; Glomerales; Glomeraceae. The record is from the annotation of a GenBank genome assembly.